Pedinophyceae sp. YPF-701 is the source of this 822-nucleotide messenger RNA. The record is from the annotation of a GenBank genome assembly. Lineage: Eukaryota; Viridiplantae; Chlorophyta; Pedinophyceae.
AUGGAGGGGCUAGCUGCAGUGAGGGCUGCGCUCCGGCGCGUGCCCGCUGCGGAGGGGGCGUUCCAGAUGGUGCGCAAGCUGCUGGACGAGAGGCUUCCGGGGGACGCGUCGUCUACUAUCAGUGAUGAGGUGCUUCUUUUGGUGCUGCUGGCAGCGGCGGCGCUGCUCGUGGCGUGCGCGGCGGGGCUCGCUCUGCGGAGUGGAGGGGGCGGGAGCGGCCGCGUGCGGCGGAGAGCGGUGCUGGUCGGCACCUCGGGCACGGGCAAGACGGCCAUGUUCUUCAGGCUGACAUCGGAAUCGCAGCCCGUCGCGUUCGUCCCGUCCCUGGAGCCGAACGAGGGGGAGGUCAAAGUGGGGCCCAAGUCGGUGCUUUUGGUCGACGUUCCAGGGCACAACAAGCUGCGCGCGAGGGCGUUCGACGCGCACGCGCCGGCGGCGGGGGCGGUCGUCUUCGCCAUCGACUCCACGCACGUCCUCCCGGUGUCCCGGGAGACGGCGGAGGCGCUGAUGGCGGUGCUGGGGCACGCGGCGGUGGCGCGGCGGAGGGUGCCGGUGCUGGUGGCGUGCAGCAUGCAGGACCUCGGGCUCAAGGCGCACUCGCUCGAGUUCAUCCGGAAGCGCAUGGAGAAGGAAAUAACGGGGCUGAUCGAGACGAGGAAGGCGCUGGAGCAGGCGGGGGCGGCGGACAAGCUGGACCUGGGUCAGCAGGAGGCGGGGGGGUUUUCGUUUGCAGCGUGCAGGUCCCCGGUGGAGUUCGUGGGGGUGUCUGCGACGGAGCCGCGGCUGGGCGCGGUCGAGGCGUUCCUCGCGAAGCACAUGUGA